CCCGCGGACUCGGGAGCGCGCGCGGCCUGAUCGGAAGGGCCCCGAGCUGGAGGGAGCGGAGGCGGAGGCGGAGGCGGGCCCGGCGCGGGGCCCGGCGGGGAGCGGAGCCCGAGGAGCCGGAGCGGGGCCCGGAUCCCCGGGGGCCCACGGCCGCCAACACGGACUUCCUGUGGGACAAGCGCACCGGGCUGGCGGCGAGGAGGAUGCCUCACUCCAGAAGGUACCACUCGUCAGAGCGCAGCAGCCGAGGCAGCUAUCACGAGCGCUACAGAAGUCGCAAGCACAAGAGGCGGCGGACGCGGUCCCGGUCAAGCAGCAGCGAGCGUGACCGGCGGCACCGGCGGGAAGACAGUUACCAUGUUCGCUCAAGGAGCUACGACGACCACUCUUCAGACAGGAGAGCCUAUGACAGGCGCUACUGUGAAAGCUACAGACGGAAUGACUACAGCCGUGAACGCGGGGAAGCCUACUACGAAGCUGAGUACCGCCACUCUUAUGAGUACCGGCGCUCCCGGGACCAUGACGGCAGCUACCGGAGCUGCAAAAGCAGCCGGCGUAAUAAGCACAGGCGGAGACGGCGCCGCAGCCGGUCCUUUAGCCGCUCCUCAUCGCAGCGGAGUCGACAGAGCAGCAGAAGGGCCAAGAGUGUGGAGGACGACGACGAGGGGCAUCUGAUCUAUCGCGUCGGCGACUGGCUACAGGAAAGAUAUGAGAUUAUUAGCACCUUAGGGGAAGGCACGUUUGGCAGAGUGGUGCAGUGUGUGGAUCAUCGGAGGGGGGGUGCACGCGUCGCCCUAAAAAUCAUAAAAAACGUGGAGAAGUAUAAAGAGGCUGCUCGGCUGGAGAUCAACGUGUUGGAGAAAAUCAAUGAGAAGGAUCCAGAGAAUAAGAACCUGUGCGUGCAGAUGUUUGACUGGUUCGAUUACCAUGGCCACAUGUGCAUCUCCUUUGAGCUGCUGGGGCUCAGCACCUUUGACUUUCUGAAGGACAACAACUAUUUGCCCUAUCCCAUCCACCAAGUGCGGCAUAUGGCCUACCAGGUGUGCCAGGCUGUGAAAUUUUUGCAUGACAAUAAACUCACUCACACGGACCUCAAACCCGAGAACAUCCUCUUUGUGAACUCAGAUUAUGAACUCACCUAUAACCUGGAAAAGAAGCGAGAUGAGCGGAGCGUGAAGAACACGGCCAUCAGGGUGGUUGAUUUUGGCAGUGCAACGUUUGAUCAUGAGCAUCACAGCACCAUUGUCUCCACCAGGCACUACCGAGCCCCAGAGGUCAUACUGGAACUCGGCUGGACCCAGCCCUGUGAUGUGUGGAGCAUCGGCUGCAUUGUCUUCGAGUACUAUGUGGGCUUCACCCUGUUCCAGACUCAUGACAACCGGGAGCAUCUGGCCAUGAUGGAGAGGAUCCUGGGUCCGAUUCCUUCCCGGAUGAUCCGAAAGACCAGGAAGCAGAAAUAUUUCUACCAUGGUCGCCUGGACUGGGACGAGAACACCUCUGCUGGCCGCUAUGUCCGUGAGAACUGCAAACCACUGCGGGAUCCUGCUGUGGUGCAGCACAAGCCCAGCACGGAGUAUGCGACGCUGGAUGUGUACAACCCCUUUGAUAACCAAGGGCCACCCCCUCCCUACCAGCCGCAGCCAGGGGCUCAGCCGACUCCACCAGUCACCAAAGUGCCCCAGCCGCCGGCCUCCGCCAUGCAGCCCCACAAGAAGCCAAGCCCCCCAGAGUCCAAAAACUAUGGCUCCUAUGGAACUCAGGAGUCGACAGCAGCAGCUGCCACAGCUGAGCUGCUCAAGCGGCAGGAGGAGCUGAACCGGAAGGCGGAGGAGCUGGACAGGCGGGAGCGGGAGCUGCAGAACGCAGCUUUGGGCAAUGCUGCAAUCAGACAAAACAACUGGCCUCCGCUGCCCUCCUUCUGCCCCGUAAAGCCCUGCUUCUACCAGGACAUCCCUGUGGAGAUCCCCAUGGAGUUCCAGAAAACUGUCUCCUCCAUGUACUACCUCUGGAUGGCCAGCACCGUGACUCUCUUCCUGAACUUCUUGGCCUCCCUGGCCUGGUUCUGCGUGGAUACCACAGCUGGUUCGGGCUUUGGCCUCUCUAUCCUCUGGGUUCUCCUCUUCACACCCUGCUCCUUCCUGUGUUGGUACAGGCCAAUGUACAAAGCCUUCCGGAGUGACAGCUCGUUCAACUUCUUUGUGUUCUUUUUCAUCUUCUUCGUCCAGGACAUUGUGUACGUGCUGCAGGCCAUUGGCAUCCCAGGCUCGGGAUUCAGCGGCUGGAUAGCGAGUCUGACUGUGCUGAGGAAAAACCAGGCUGCUGCUGUGAUCAUGAUCCUGGUGGCCGUGUUCUUCACGGUGGUGGCCGUGCUGGGGAUCAUCAUGCUGAAGAGGAUCCACUCCAUGUACCGCCGGACAGGUGCCAGCUUCCAGAAGGCACAGGAGGAGUUUGCCACAGGUGUCUUCUCAAACCAGGCGGUGCGCACGGCAGCAGCCAAUGUCGCGACGGGGGCAGCGGGCAGUGCCUUCCGGGCGCAGUAGGGGCAGGCCAAGCCCCUGGCUCCAUCACUCUCACAUGGGCUAUUUUUAAAGAAAAGGAAACCAAGUUGCACUUUUCAUUGGGUCCCUUUGUGUCUGCCUCAGCCAAUCAGAGGCUGCCUCAUCCCAGCUUGGAAGCACAGAUGCCCAAAUACUCUGCUGCUCUAACCUCCUCCCUCUUGGAUGGGUGCUGCUCAGGUUUGUGCCAUCCCUGUGGACAGAGGCUGUGGGGGAAGAUGGGGUUUCCCUUGCGCUCAGGAAGGGGCUCUUUCCCAUUUCAGUUCCCUCCAUGUCCAGCACCAGCUGCUUGGGUGGGGUGGGAAUUGUGCAUGUUGCAUUUCCUGGCUCUUCCUGGCCACAGCUGCACUGUUGGCCUGAGAUCCCCAGACCCCUCCUGACCCAUGGAAUCGCUUCCUGCUUAACCCAGAGAGCCUGCUGCUUCUGUGCAGAGGGGGCUGACUUGUGUCCUAACUUCAGCCUCCCCUCUGUCCAUUCAGGGGUAAGGCCAUGAGGGCGGAGCUGGCUCUGGGCCAGGCAUAGGUGGAGGUUUCUCACUGUACUGCCUUUGAAGUGGGACCUCCUUAUCUGUCAAGGAUACUUCCUCCAGUGACUACUGCUGCUGUGACCUCCCAUGGGGGUGGGGCUGGCUUGCUGAUUGGCUGUUGGCCCAGUGUGAUAGUGAGGUGAGAAUGGGGAGCAGCUUUGGGGCUGCUACCCAGCACAUGUUGCGUGCAGUGAAGGGUAACUUUGAUGCCAAGGAAAUAACCUGGGCCUAUGUCCCCAGCCCUGCAGCUACCCCACCCAGUGCUGUGGCUACAGCCUUUGGCCAGCACUUGCCUUGGGGCCCUAUGGUGAACUCCUUGCUUGCAUGAUUAACAGGUGAGAUGCCUGAGCUACUGCUCUGGGUGUUGAGGCUCCUUGUGCCUCUGAGCUGCCUGCCCAGUAGUACCAGUAGGCUGAGCCAAGCCUGGGGAUCUAGGUUUACUCUGUCACUGGGGAAGUCGCAGAGCAGGCGCCAUAGCCCUGGCUUCCCUGUCCCCUCUUGUGGGGGAGACGCUAUGGACCUUGCAUACCCUGGCUUAGCCGAUGUAGCAUGAUCAUUCUUUGUAUGAUUUUUCAGUGUCCCUGGGCAUCAGCCGCAGGGAUCCCCCAAAUCUCUGCUCCAUAGUGCCCAGUGCCCUACUCUACUGGCUCUGUGUUCUCUCCCAGCACCCACCUAGUGCCUCCUGCCUCCCCUCCCCCAUGCUCCGGGGUCAACAAUGUAUAGGGUCAUUCCUGCCCUGGCAGCACUCUAUCACAGGCUGCCCCAGGGAAGCCAAACAGUGGAGAGGGGGCAGAACCCACAGCAUGUUGGCUUGUGGAUGGGACAGGUGUAGCUCUCCCUUCCCACCCUGGGAGCUGGGUUUUGUUGGCUUGAAACAGCUCUAAUGUUCUGGCUGCUCCCUAGUGCUCUCUCUCCAGGCUGGCGGGGGGAGUCCAGGACUGAGGGGGCAGCCCCUUUCCCUGGGGUGGGGGGGCUGGGUGCAGAGUAGGUUGCACUGUUGGUUUGAAUUCUUGCCUUGCCUGGGGCUGGGGAUGACCAGCAUGGCAGGAGCAACGAGCUUAAUCUGCAGUCAGGGAGAUUUAGGAAAACCUUUUUAGUGUCUAAUCAAACUGGAAGGGUGGUUGAGUUCUUGACUAGGCUCUCAAGGGAGAUGGGGGAAUCCCUAUCACUAGAGGUUUUUUAGGAACAGGUUGGACAAACACCUGUCAGGGGGAUCUAGGUUUACUUGGCCCUGCCUCAGGGCAGGGGAGAGAUGGACGGGACUUGCCCUCAGGUGGUGUCUUCCAGCACUACAUUUGUGAUUCCCUGCAGUGCAGCAGCCUGCCCUCAGCACUUCCUGGUUUCCCUGGAGUUGUGAUGGCAGCUGUAGGAGGGGCAGGGAUAUGUUUCCUUUUUGCUGUCCUUCUGUCUCUGGAGUCGUGGGGCUGGGUGCCUAGGGACCUGUGCUGUCAGGGCAUGUAAGAGGCAGAGAGCGACUGCUGGAGACUUUCCACACUACAGGUCACAAUUCACCUGCCCCAGAACUGUGGUGGAUUUUUUUUUCUGUGCCAAAUGCAAAGCCAGCUUUGAUUUUAUUUAAAAUAAAGUUUAACUCCUUGUUCUCCAGG
Chelonia mydas (Green sea turtle) is the source of this 4688-nucleotide messenger RNA. Its product is annotated as dual specificity protein kinase CLK2. The transcript has 20 exons. Gene Ontology annotation, molecular function: protein tyrosine kinase activity; ATP binding. Gene Ontology annotation, cellular component: recycling endosome membrane; nucleus; trans-Golgi network membrane. The record is from RefSeq and is a predicted model, not a curated record. NCBI's taxonomy places the organism in Eukaryota, Metazoa, Chordata, Testudines, Cheloniidae. Gene Ontology annotation, biological process: protein transport; regulation of RNA splicing; protein phosphorylation. The coding region runs from base 204 to 2540 and encodes 778 amino acids.